This is a messenger RNA of Protopterus annectens (West African lungfish), 4717 nucleotides long. It is a transcript of the gene DIABLO, whose product is annotated as diablo IAP-binding mitochondrial protein. Lineage: Eukaryota; Metazoa; Chordata; Ceratodontiformes; Protopteridae. Gene Ontology annotation, cellular component: mitochondrion. Gene Ontology annotation, biological process: neuron apoptotic process; intrinsic apoptotic signaling pathway in response to oxidative stress. Bases 116 to 853 code for a protein of 245 amino acids. The transcript has 6 exons. The record is from RefSeq and is a predicted model, not a curated record.
GUAAUUUCCCCCCUUGUAUAUCGUUCACUUCUGAAGUGUGUAGUAUGUUGGGAACCUUUGUGCUGUGUGUGGGAAAGUUCUACUGUUUUACUUGAAGGACCAUUUCCUAGUAAAGAUGGCAGCUUACGGAGCUAGGUUGUACAAGUGGUUUAGGUUGUUCAGACAGAAUUCAGCAAGUUUGUAUGGAACCUGCAGGAUUCCAUCGGUCUCAAGAUAUGGCAUCUGGCACAAGUUUGCAGUGGGGUGUGGAGUGACAUUGUGUGCUAUUCCCAUAACACAGAAAUAUGACCCAGCUUCACUUAAUCAUGAAACACUGAUAAAGAGAGCCACUGGUUUGGUGACUGACAGUGCUAACAUCUACCUGUCACAAACAACACUUGCCUUACUUGAGACUCUAAGGGAGUAUACCAAGGCAGUAUAUACAUUAGCUUCUCUUCACCAGAGUUAUACGAGUCUGAUGGGAAAGGUAAAUGCAAAUGAAGAGGAUGCCUUGUGGCAAGUCAUCAUUGGUGCUCGUGCAGAGGUGCAAAAUCUACAAGAAGCAUACCUGAAAUUCGAGUCCACCUGGAAGAAUGCUGUUAAGCUUUCAGAGAUGGCAGCAGAAGCUGCAUACCAAGCAGGGGCUGACCAAGCUUCAUCAAAUGCACGUACCCAUAUACAGAUGGCACAGACUCAGGUGGAAGAAAUGCAUCAACUAGCUCUGCAGGCAGAGUCUAAAUUAACUGCAUCACAAGUAGAAGAAAUUAAAAACACCAGGGAAGAGGGCACAGCCACAGAAGAGAGCCAGUGUUCACCAUGGGACACAUCAGGAGCUGAUGAAGAUAUUCCAGAGCAAUAUCAACGUGAAGACUGAAUAUAGGCAAACAAGUACUUUUAUAGCUUGUAUCACAAUUUUGUGAGUAUAUUUUAACAGGGAGUGGUCGACUGGAAAUAUCCCCUGAACAUCUCUACAGUUUAUAUUCCACUACAGUGAAAACAUUAAAAAAUACCAUUUUACUAAGUAGUGCUUCAAGUGUAGCGAUACAUUGGUAAUGCAAAGCCCAAUUUUAAAGACAUCGGUUGAUUUACGGCACUUAAAACUUCUUCAUGGAAUAAUGCGUAGGUAGCUGUGUUUAUUACACAACAUCUAAAGCACUGUGUUUUGUACUGCAUUUAUUUGCUGAUCAUGUCUGCUGGUGUUUUUUAAUUAUCCAUUGUGGUUUGCAUGUAGCAGCUUGCUUUGUUUGUUUGCCCCACCUCAUAACAAUAGAAUCACAGUCACUCUAACUUGCAUUUUAAUAUUGCCCAGGCAUGCAGUCAUUUUAGAUCUUGUCAUGGUUAUGGAUAUGAGAAUAAUGUAAUUUUUUGCUGCAGACUUCACAGUGAAAGUACUACUUUUUUACACCCUCUUGUAUAUAGAGUGAGAAAUGUUAACCGAGAUGGAUGUGUGAUAAAGUCAGGAGCUUCUUUUAAUAAGACAUUCCCCAUAACAAUGCAUUUUGUGUGCAAGUAAAAUACUUUGAAAGGGUUACAUUUGAGUGUGACACAUACCUUGAGAUGUAAUAGAAAAAUACAUUGCAUGCUUUAUGUUGUAGAAAGCUCACUUAUUCUAUGACAGAUAUUGCACUCUAGUGUGCAUACUACAUUUAUUAUGUUUGUUUCAUACCAGUGUCUAUAAGCUUUCUAAUCCCCCGUUUUUGUCUUCAUGGGAUUCUGUAAUAUUUCUCCCUAGGGUACAUCUUUUUGCAGAAUUAAGCAAAUCAGAACAAUAAUUAGAUUUAUAUCUGGCUUAAUGAUGAAACCAAAUACUAUGAGCCACUGUAAGACAAAUGAGUGUCUGGUGCAUGGCAACUGAGUAGUAGAAAACCACUUUAAUAACACCUAGUACUAUGUUGUGCCCUAAAUGCAUUCUUUCCUCAUUUGAGGACACACUGAUGCUUGAGGGGAGAGCAUAAAUGAAACAUCAUAAGGUAGGCAGACAAAUCAAGAGUUGGGUAGUAAAGGUGUCUUUUCCAUCAUAAUACAGUGCAUCUUUUGGACUUGUACCUCAUGUUUUAAUCCAGAUUAAUAUAAUUUCUCUAGCUUCACUGACUUCCUUUUUAUUUGCAAAAUCCCUUGUGCACGUGCCUUAAUAUCUUACUAUUACUGAUGGCAUUACAAGAUCUUUUGACCCAUUGCCAGACUGAAGCUUGUCACAUAUGUUUGUGGUUUAUGCUAUUAUUCCUGCGGGCAUUGCCCUUUGAGCUUUAAGGUAUGUCAUAAUCUACAGAUACAGGAUGCAGAUCAGCACUGACAUUUUAUGCGAGACUACAGAUUUUUUCACAACCUGUCUUAACAAGCAGUGGGUGUAACUUAGGGUGAAAUGGUUGUGGAUGGGUCAUAGCCCAUUGCAGGACACAGUACAUAUGUAGACACACCUAGGUGCUAUUUGAACAUUUCCAGAUCACAUACUUGAAUAUGUGUGAAAAAUCUGCAGCUCCUGGUAAAAAUCCAAGAGGAAACAUGAGGGGACAACCUGAUUUUGCACACAGGCACCCUCAUCUGCAAACCAAACUUGAGAACCCAGAGAUAUAGGGUGGUGAAACUAACAUCUGAUGUUGUUAAUCUUCCCAUCCAUCACUGAUGGGUUCUGUUCCCAGCCCUCAGAACCGAGUCAGCCUAAUACCAAGCUCGCGUACACCAAAAACUCUUGAGCUAAGCUGCUACCCACAAUGCCCUUCUCUGUUACCUCAGAUCUCAUUUGCAGCGCAGCCAUAUAGCAACAUUUCACCAAGCUCUGCAGCUAAGUGUUAUAUUUUUGUAAAGGUUUACUGUACUUCGAAUUUUUUUCUGUUCUAACUUUUUUUCUACCUUAUUAUCUAUACCUAGCUCUACCCUUGGGUAUCUGUCUUGUACCAUCAUUGGUAAACACCCUCCCCUACCAUUGUGGUACCCUUAAUACCAUCGUUGGUAUUUUCUCUCUUUCCUUUCUGUAACUUUUUUUGGAUCUGUUCGAUUCUAUAUUGGAUAUGUCUGAUAAAAAAGGGACUUCGGGGUUCAAACAUUGCACUUCCUGCAAUGGCAGACUCCCCAACAGUGACUUACAUGAUGAUUGUGUCUGUUCUCUGGGGGGGUUUCCCACUUGUCUGUGAAACCUCCUUGCCAGAUUUGUCUAAGCGUCAGUCAGCGGAUGCUGAAUGAAAGGAAAAAUAAUCUUCACCUUUCUCAGAGGCCCUUUCUGUGUCGGAGGUCUCAACCCCUCCAUUGAAGGACAAGAAACGUCCUCAUUCCAACCCCUCUUCACCAGCUGGUGAUAAGGGUAAGUCCCACAAGUCCUCUACGGAGCAUAAGAUCGCUCUCUCAGCUCCGACCAUUUCAGUUCCGAGCUCAGCUCCAGUGGCCUCUGUGGACAUUACCAUGACUUUUACGUCAGCGCCGCCUUCGGCACCGACAUGUAUGGUACCAGCUGUUGUAACAACUUCGGCUCCAGCAUUAUUGUCUUCGGUAGCCUCGGCACCGACCUCACCCCUCACCAACGUCGGUCCCGACUAUCUCCUCGGAACUGAUUAUGACUUCUACUCCAGGUAUUUCUUCAGCUCCGAGUCCUUUCUCAGCACUGUUAGUGCCCCUACUACCUGUCUCCAAGUUGGAAUCUUCGGUGCUGACAUUUCCAACACCACGGACCCAGUACUUCCCGUCAUUGGACCUGUUUUCAGGCCAAGCUUAUAGCCCUUUUUGUGGACCUACCUGACUCCCCUUCCAGAGUGUCUGUAAGGUCCACCAGGAGUCUGAAUUGGAUGUGCUGCACCUGUUCAAUCAGCUGUUGACAGCCAGAGGUAUUACAGAUUUUCCAAAAACCCAUCCCACUUCGGGUUUUGGGUCUGUUGCCCCCAUGACUCCCACUUAUUCCCCUCCCUCAGAUCCUUCAGUUCCGAGGCCCAUAGGUCCAAUGUCCCUGGUGAGAAGCCUUUCCUCAGCACCGACAGUGACUCUCUGAAGCUUCGAGGCUCCCCUUUGGCUUUCAGUUCCUAUGGAACCGUCCCUUCCUCAAUCUCAUAGUUGGUGGGUGGAACCCUCAGCUCCCAGUAUGGUUCCAAGUUUUUUAUUGGUUCCGUCCUUGGAUCUGGGGGUGAUACCCGCCCCGAUCUUGCUUGAGGCUCCGUCCCCAGGAGCGGGCUGUGCGGAGCGGGGUGUGACCCCGGUUCAGAGAUUGUCUUCCUCGGUUCCAGGCACCCAUUCCUCUUCGGGCGGUCUGGCUUUCCGGGUGAUUGAGAGGGUGUUUGCUUCUGGAACCGCUCCUCCUACGUUGGAUCUUCCCUCUGCUCCCUCUGAGCUGCUGCUAUCACAGGCCACCUAACCAGGACUUCGAGAGCACAAGCCUCAGGAAACCCCUGUUCAGGGUAAUCUCCCUUCUGAGGCUUCUAUAGACGUUUCCACUGAAGAACCCCCUUGGAAGAAGACAUGUAAGAGGAAAUAGCUGGACUCCCCAGAGGAGUCCCUUACUGAGGAUACAGAUUACGAUGAUGGGAAAGGGUCCCCAUGGUCACCCCCUGACGAUGUCUCCUUUGGAGACAUCCUGAAAAUAUUGAAGCAGAGGGGUGACUGGAAGCCCUCCAAUCCUUCCUCGGAGUCCAUCUUUCUGCAGGCUUUCCACUCUCAGCCUUCUACUUCUUGGGUGAACCCACCUGCUGAUGAGUUAGUCCAGCUCAUCGUGCAGCGUGCAUGGAAGAACCCUGAUUCUGUUGAGGCCAUUCCCCGG